Messenger RNA from Rhinichthys klamathensis goyatoka, 4431 nucleotides. It is a transcript of the gene pogza, whose product is annotated as pogo transposable element derived with ZNF domain a. Gene Ontology annotation, molecular function: RNA polymerase II cis-regulatory region sequence-specific DNA binding; DNA-binding transcription factor activity, RNA polymerase II-specific. The transcript is spliced from 19 exons. The coding region runs from base 396 to 4304 and encodes 1302 amino acids. Gene Ontology annotation, biological process: regulation of DNA-templated transcription. The record is from RefSeq and is a predicted model, not a curated record. Lineage: Eukaryota; Metazoa; Chordata; Actinopteri; Cypriniformes; Leuciscidae.
AAAUAAUUUAAUGUAGACGGUAAUUGGCUUUAAAACGUUUAUUAUUGGAAAUGAUACUCCAGGAAAUUUCAUUACACUUCCAUAUCGUAAUAUGCGUGUAAUGUAACAUUUACCCUUCGCGUGCACUGGCAUUACGUAUUUUAUUUGCUUUUUUUUAUUACAUAUUGAAUAAUCACGAUCAUCCCGCGUUUCUCACAAAAUAUCGCAACCAAUCAGAGUGCAGGGAAUUACGCGUGGAAGUGACGUUUUUAAAUGUUUCGCCUACCACAGCGCGAGCAAAGAGGCGAAAACGUCUGCAGAACAGGGAUCAUUGUUUUUCCAUCAUGGCAAACCCCGCGAAGAAUGGAGGGAAAUAACGCAUUAUAAUUUUUUGUCCCACAUAUGCAAAUCUGUGCAUGAGAAACAUGGCAGAUUCUGACCUUUACAUGCAAUGUGAUGAAGAUGAUCUAGAGCCAUGCCAGAGUAUUACAGAAAACAGGGACCAGCGAUAUAACAAAGUUACUGUAGUCCCAAGUGGCAAUAGUGCACCGGCACAAUCUGAUGGCACCUCUAAACCGACAUCAGCUCCUGCGGUUACGUUACUGCCGAAUGCUGUCCAGACAGGUGGAGCUGCAGGAGGCACACAGACUAUCUACAUCAGUGCACAGCCCAAUCCAGGUCAGCCUCUGGCAGGCUCAAUGGGAUUGGGAAGUUUGGGAACAUCACUUGGUUACAUCUUGAAUGGACAGCCUAUUAGUUUUCUGACUGCUGGUCAGACACCCCAGUUAAUUUCUCCGCGGAUGGUCACCCCAGGGAGUGCAGGACAGCAAACGACGCCUGGGAAACUAUCUACAUUGCAGAUCCCAGUCACCUUGACCAUCAAUAACCCCUCAAACUUACAAAGCAUCACCUCAUCGGCCCCAGGAGUGUCCACUCUUAAUGUGACCCCCUCCAACGUCCAACCAGCCACAGCUCCAGGUGCAACAAUUAAAGUUAUAAAGUUUACGAAGCUUCCUGGAGCACCUGCAGCUUCUGGUCAAGUACUGAGUUCACUAGUGCAGCCCACCAAAACCUUCACCAUCCAAAACAAUAUAACAAACCGAGCUCCAGGCCCGUUCCUGUCUGGUGGGCUGUCUCAGACUGUGAGACCUCAAGCACAGAUCUUUGCCCCUCCUCCUGCCUCAACAACUAACGCAUUGAAAAGGCCCUCCAGUUCUUCGAAUUUCUGUGCUCGCUGUAAAGCAGUUUACCAGAAGAGUCAGUCCCUCCGUGGAUACUUCUGUCAAUGCAAUCAAGAUCUUAUCAAGAGCGUCAAGGACCUGAAGGCCCAAACUAGAAAAAGGAUCAAGCGGCCGAGUGACAAAACCCAGUCAAAACCCGCCACAUCUGAGACUGUUUCCUUCUCCUCGUCCUCAGAAACGUCUCUCAAACACGUCACCACUUCUGAGAUACCUGAGGGAGUGCCUAGUCCUCGCUCUGGAGAUUUUGAUGACCAGGGCAGAAUGAUCAUGCUAGUUGAAGACUUCUUCUAUGGGCAGCACCCUGGCCAGCCUCCAUCAUUAAGAACCAAUUCAGAAACCAUCUCAAUGAAAUGCCAACUUUGUGACAAGAAGGUGAAGGGCAACAUCAAGAUGAUGAACCACAUGAAACACCACAUGGAGUUGGAUCACCAAACAGGGGAAGUAGACUAUCAUACUAUGUGCCAGCAUUGCUACAGAACCUUUUCAACACCCUUCGAUCUGCAGUGCCACGUUGAGGCAGUUCAUAACCAAGCAGAGUCCUCAAAAGUGUGCAAGAUCUGUGAGUGGUCCUUUGAGAACGAACCCCUCUUUCUGAACCACAUGAAACAGGCGCACAAGCCUGGUGAGAUGCCCUACAUGUGUCAGGUGUGCGAGUUCAGAUCCUCUUUCUACCAAGAUGUUAUAAGCCACUUCACAGAGCAGCACAAGGACACCUGUAUCUUAAUGUGUCCCUUCUGCUUAAAAGUAUUUCGGUCUUAUAUCGGCUUCCAGUUGCACUACACUAGACACCAGAAAAGAACAGCACAUCAUUGUGGCCGAUGCCGACUUCAAUUCAUUCAUGACAAGGACAAGUGGAAGCACAGACACAGGUUUCACAGGACAUGUGUCAAACCCAAGCAAUUGGAGGGCCUCACGCCUGGUACUAAGGUAAUCAUCCGAGCUUAUGCUGACAGUACUGACAACAGAGAUCAUUUAGGAGCACCUUCAUUGAACACUUGCUCAAGUGCCACAUCAACAACUGCAGCAUCUCAAAAUGUCACCAAUAAAGUCAUUCCUGUCAAGAAAAAGCCAGUGGAAAGCAUGAUGGAGCUAAUGGUCAAGUUUGAGAGUCAAUGCAAGCCAGCAGAAAAACACUUCUGCAUGGAAUGCACAUAUGACAUUCCGUAUUUUUCCAACCAUUUCCCCACGUAUGUGAGCUGUUCCCUCUGCCGAUACUGUACUUGCUGUUCCAGAGCUUAUGCCAAUCACAUGAUCAGUGUACAUGUUCCUCGGAAAAGCACCAGAAAAUAUAUUACCCUUUACAAACCCUGCCCAAAGAAGGGGAGGCUAAACUGUGUCACAUGUAGAUACAAAACUCGGGUUGGAGAUUCGAUGGCCAAACAUCUCGCUGACUAUCCUAAACAUCAAGCAAGCCGGUGCACCUUGCGGGAAGGAUUUUCACGUGGCUAUAAAAGAUUUGUCUUCAUCCCAACGGACCUACUCCGAGGAGGUCAGAUACUCAACAACGCGUUUUUCUUGCCUUUGCAAGUGAAGCAAGUGGUCACGAGUUCAUUUCCUCUGUCCUCUAAACCCCUUCCUCGACCCACCUACACGAUAACACUGCCCGCUAGUCCCGCUCACACGCUGUCCUUUCCAAUUCAGGUUCAACCUAUUGAACAAAGUGCCGUUUCAGACAAAAAAUGUGCGGUCAAACCAGAUGCCCCGAAGCAAACUCCAAAUGGAGGUCUUUCUAAAGUCGACACAGGACGUACAGUGGAAAACACGCUUACCGUAGCUCAGCUGAAAGUUGUACUGUACGCCCUCUGCUGUGGAAUCCCACAGGCCGCCAAUCACUUCGACACUCCACCGGAAGAUGUCCAGUCAUUGCUCUUGAAGCGUCAGCGUCAGAUUGAGCCCUCGAGGAGCAGAGGAGAAGGCUUGACGCCACAGGCAUCCGAUAGGUUAGUGGAAUGGGUGCUAUGCCAACGUGAGCAACAGCUACCUAUCGAUGAAGCUAAUCUGUUCGACUUCAUGAGCAGUCAUGGUGCGCAGGAUAUCUCUUACGACUCGGCGGUUGAUUUCUUGCUACGCCACGAUCUGGGCUUGCAGGCAUUCGCCACAUCCAGCAAGUUGCUACCGGAUAAAUCCCAGGAGCUGGAGCGUUCCUUCAGCAGCUUUCUGAAAAAGCAAGUAAUUUCGCAAACAUUUAGACUAUCUUCUAUGGGCGCCAUGGAUGAGCUUUCCAUAUUUGUAGAUAUGGAGCAACUGGAUGAAGCCUCUGCGGAUUCGUCGUCCAUGUUGUCUGCUUUUAAGUUGAUGGGCACCACAAAUCCACUCAUAGAGGUUGUGUUCACAGCCCUGGCUGAUGGGACCACGUUAUCCACCAUGCUUUUCCUCAGAGGCGAACCUCUCAAGCCAGAUGCGCAUUCCUUGCCAGACUUCAUUAUCCUGGAGGCUAGACCAGAAGGGUUCACGGAUGAAGAAAGACUACAGCUUUGGUUGGACAAGGUGUGGUGUCGGCAUGUCAAACCUAAAUCUGGAGGCAAAGGGUUGCUGAUAAUUGACGCGUACAAAGGCCACACGUCUAAUGAAUUCUUGGCAGCGCUCAACAGCACGAACACUCUUCCAGGUCCGAUCCCUCGCAGUUGCUCUCGUCGUCUGCAGCCCCUGGAAGCCUGCCUGGGGCCUGUGUUACGCGAGUUUCUGCAGGCUCGAUGGAGCGAGCAUGUGACGACGGCGCCACAGGAACUGGUUGGAGCCAAACCAGCAGACCUUGCGCAUCUUCUCUCUCGCUGGCUUGUCGAGCUACUGGAUGUCCUUAAAGCAGAGCCCAAGCUUCUUUUCCGCUCUUUCGAUCGGGUUUUGAGCUCAAACCCAGAGGUGACGUCCGAGGAACCUUCAGAGCUCGUGCGGAGUCUCACUGAAGCUCUCCUGGUCCGUAAAAUGCAAGGAGAUAAAGUUGAGCAGAAAGCUGAGAUCUCCGGUGUCGCUUCUGUAGAAUCCUCUCCGCAGUCCAGCAUGACUUUUUUGAAAAAGAUGUUUGAGAAAGACAGUGAUUUGGAGUCGUUCCAUGGUUUUGAGGAUUCAGAAAUAAUAGAACAUUAAGUUAUCAUAUAAAUUUAAUCAUAUUUUUUAAAUCUGCAAGCGUUUUGUGUGCCUUGUGCCGAUUUUAUUUUUGGAGAAUAAAAUGAACUGCUCUUUGAGAAAGUAAAUGUAGUAGGUCAUUGCUUGC